AUGGCAUCGGGCUGCCUUCCACGGAGCCCGGGUUGUGGCAGGGACAGCGUCUCCCCGCUGUUGUUUGAUCUGGACAGCACCGGUCCUUCUGUUCCGAUCCACGGAGAGAGGUUCAGGAUGCCACGGGGAGGAACAAUGAAGCGUUGCAUUGCUGCCAGCAACCUUCUGCUGUCCCUCCUGGUCUUGGAGCUGAUCCCUCUGGGUCAGGGCAACCGGCUACCCUACUUCAUAAACUACUUCUUUGACACCUACCUGCUGAUCAAUGAGGACACACCUGUGGGCUCCUCAGUGACCCAGCUGCUGGCCCGGGACCUAGACAAUGACCCGCUGGUGUUUGGUGUGGUUGGCGAGGAGGCCAGCAGGUUCUUCGCUGUGGAAAGUGUCACUGGAGUUGUCUGGCUCCGGCAGCCCCUGGACAGAGAGACCAAGUCAGAAUUCACGGUUGAAUUUUCUGUCAGCGACAGCCAGGGGGUGAUCAAGGGGACGGUCAACAUCCAAGUGGGAGAUGUGAAUGACAAUGCACCACAGUUCCACAACCAGCCCUACAGUGUCCGCAUACCUGAGAACACUCCGGUGGGCACUCCAAUUUUUAUUGUGAAUGCCACAGAUCCGGACCAGGGGGCAGGUGGCAGCGUGCUGUACUCCUUCCAGCCUCCAUCCAGCUUCUUUGCCAUCGACAGUGGACGCGGCAUCGUGACUGUCAUCCGGGAGCUGGACUACGAGGUGACGCAGGCAUACCAGCUCCAGGUCAACGCAACGGACCAAGACAAGAACAAGCCGCUAUCCACUCUGGCUAACCUGGCCAUCACCAUCACAGAUGUGCAGGACAUGGACCCCAUUUUCAUCAACCUGCCCUACAGCACAAACAUCUAUGAGAACUCGCCUCCGGGUACCACAGUGCGGAUGAUAACGGCCAUCGACCAGGACAAGGGCCGGCCCCGUGGCAUUGGCUACACCAUCGUCUCAGGCAACACCAACAGCAUCUUUGCUCUGGACUACAUCAGUGGAGCACUGACCCUGAAUGGGCCACUGGACCGAGAGAAUCCCUUCUACAGCUCUGGGUUCAUCCUGACGGUGAAGGGCACCGAGCUAAAUGAUGACCGCACACCCUCCAAUGCCACCGUCACCACCACCUUCAAUAUCCUGGUCAUUGACGUCAAUGACAACGCGCCCGAGUUCAACAGCUCCGAGUACAGCGUGGCCAUCCCUGAGCUGGCCCAGGUGGGCUUCGCACUGCCCCUCUUCAUCCAGGUGCAGGACAAGGAUGAGGGCCCCAACAGUGUGUUUGAGGUCUACCUGGUGGGCAACAACUCCAACCACUUCAUCAUCUCACCCACGUCCAUCCAGGGGAAGGCAGACAUCCGCGUCCGUGUGGCUGUGCCACUUGACUUCGAAACCAUCCCCCGCUACGAGUUCUCGCUCUUUGCAAAUGAGAGCAUCCCAGAGCAUGUUGGCUUCGCACGUGUGAAGAUCAACCUCAUCAACGAGAACGACAAUCGUCCGGUCUUCAGCAAGGCCCUCUACAAUGUCAGCCUUCCAGAGAAUGCCACCGUGGGCACGACUGUGCUCCAGGUCCAUGCAACUGACAAUGAUGUGGGCAGCUAUGGGAAAGUCAGUUAUUUCUUCAGCGAUGACCCCGAUCGUUUUUCACUGGACAAGGACACGGGUGUGAUCCUGCUGAUAGCCCGACUGGACUUUGAGACCAUGCAGCGCUACACGCUGACUGUCAUUGCACGGGAUGGUGGCGGCGAGGAGACAGCAGGGCGCAUCAGGAUCAACGUCCUGGAUGUCAAUGACAACGUGCCCACCUUCCAGAAGGAGGCAUACCUGGGGGCACUGCGAGAGAACGAGCCCUCUGUCACCCAGGUGGUCCGGCUCCGGGCAUCUGAUGAGGACUCCCCUCCAAACAACCAGAUCACCUACAGCAUCGUGCAGGCAUCUGCCUUCCGCGAGUACUUUGACAUCACGGUAUCAGAAGGAUAUGGAGUGAUAAGUGUGAAUCACCCCCUCGACUAUGAGCAGAUAGCCAAUGGGGUCAUCUACCUGACCGUGAUGGCCAAGGACGCUGGUAACCCACCACUCAACAGCACUGUCCCCGUCACCAUCGAGGUGUUUGAUGAGAAUGACAACCCACCGACCUUCAGCAAGCCUUCCUACGUGAUAGCCAUCAUGGAGGACAUCAUGGCAGGUGCUACCGUGCUGUUCCUCAAUGCCACAGACUUGGACCGGUCCAGGGAGUAUGGGCAGGAGUCAAUCAUCUACUCCCUGGAGGGCUCCUCUCAUUUUCGGAUCAACGCUCGCUCGGGAGAGAUCACGACGACAUCCUUGCUGGACCGGGAGGCCAAAUCUGAAUAUAUCCUCAUUGUUAGAGCAGUGGAUGGGGGUGUGGGUCACCAUCAGAAGACAGGCAUUGCCAUGGUGAACAUCACGCUGCUGGACAUCAAUGACAACUACCCCACCUGGAAGGAUGCGCCCUACUUUAUCAACCUGGUGGAAAUGACCCCCCCGAAUUCAGACGUCACCACGGUGGUGGCUGUAGAUCCAGACCUGGGGGAGAACGGCACGGUGGUGUACAGCAUCCGCCCCCCCAACAAGUUCUACAGCCUCAACAGCACCUCUGGCAAGAUCCGCACCUCCGGCGUCCAGCUGGACCGUGAGAACCCCAACCCACAGGAGGCUGAGCUGAUGCGGAGGAUUGUGGUGUCGGUCACCGACUGUGGGCGGCCACCCCUGCGAGCCACGAGCAGUGCCACAGUGUUUGUCAACCUGCUGGAUCUGAAUGACAAUGAUCCCACUUUCCAAAACUUGCCCUUCGUUGCUGAGAUAUCUGAGGGUCUUCCUGCUGGCACCUCUGUUUUCCAGGUGCUGGCCAUUGACCUGGAUGAGGGCCCCAACGGGUGGGUGACGUAUCGCAUGCAGGUGGGGAUGCCCCGUAUGGACUUCCUCAUCAACAGCACCAGCGGGCUCAUCAUCUCCACUACCGUGCUGGACCGGGAGAGGAUCGCUGAGUACUAUCUGCGUGUGGUGGUCAGCGAUGCUGGCACGCCCUCCAAGAGCUCCACCAGCACCCUCACUGUUAAAGUGCUGGAUGUGAACGAUGAGAGCCCCACCUUCUUCCCAGCCAUCUACAACGUGUCAUUGCCUGAGAAUGUGGCCCGGGACUUCAAAGUGGUCCGACUCAACUGCACAGAUGCUGACGUGGGACUGAAUGCUGAGCUCAGCUACUUCAUCACAGGUGGGAACCAGGAUGGCAAAUUCAGCGUCGGCUUCAGGGAUGGGGUGGUCAGGACAGUCGUGAGCCUGGACAGGGAGACGGUGGCAUCGUAUGCACUGAUCCUGGAGGCCAUCGACAACGGCCCCACCGGGAACCGCCGCACUGGGACCGCCACUGUUUAUGUCACUGUCCUGGAUGUCAAUGAUAACCGGCCCAUCUUCCUUCAGAGCAGCUAUGAAGCUAGUGUACCUGAGGACAUCCCAGCUGCCAGCAGCAUCGUGCAGGUGAAAGCUACAGAUGCAGACGAGGGCGUGAAUGGGAGAGUGUGGUACAGGAUCGUUAAGGGGAAUGAGCACAACAACUUUCGGAUCAACCCCAGCAGCGGGCUGCUGAUGCGUGGCGUGCGGCCCCUGGACCGUGAACAGAACUCCUCUCACGUCCUGGAGGUGGAAGCCUACAACACAGAGCACGGCCCCAUGAGGAGUUCCGUGCGGGUGAUCGUGUACGUGGAGGAUGUGAACGACGAGGUGCCAGUGUUCACCCAGCGGCAGUACAACCGCCUGGGGCUGCGUGAGACGGCCGGCAUUGGCACCUCAGUGGCCGUGGUGCGGGCCACGGACAGGGACACAGGGAACGGCGGCUUGGUCAGCUACCAAAUCCUGUCGGGUGCCGAAGGGAAGUUUGAGAUUGAUGAGAGCACAGGUCUCAUCACCACCAUCGACUACCUGGACUAUGAGACCAAGACGAGCUACCUGAUGAAUGUCUCAGCCACAGACCAGGCUCCACCCAACAACCAGGGCUUCUGCAGCGUGUACGUCAGCCUGCUGAAUGAGCUGGAUGAGGCUGUGCAAUUCUCCAACAGCAGCUAUGAGGCUGUCAUCAUGGAGAACAUCCCGCUGGGAUCCGAGGUGCUCCGUGUCCAGGCCCGCUCCAUCGACAACCUCAACCAGAUCACCUACAAGUUUGAUCCCAACACCAACGCCCAGGCACUCUCUCUCUUCAAAAUCAACGGCAUCACUGGGGUGAUCACGGUGAAAGGCCAAGUGGAUCGGGAGAAGGGAGAUUUCUACACCUUGACGGUGGUGGCCGAUGACGGAGGGCCAAAGGUCGACUCCACAGUGAAGGUGACCAUCACGGUCCUGGAUGAGAAUGACAACAGCCCACAGUUCGACAUCACCUCCGAUUCAUCCGUCAGCGUUCCAGAGGACAGCGCGGUGGGCAGGAGGGUGGCUGUGGUCCUGGCUCGUGACCCUGAUGCAGGCAGCAAUGGGCAGGUGACAUUCUCACUGACAGCAGGGAAUGUGGGGCAGGCGUUUGAGAUCCGCACCACUAACAACACCUAUGGAGAGGUGCUCGUGGCUCGGCCGCUGGACCGGGAGCUGCUCGAUCACUACACCCUGCGGAUCCAAGCUUCGGAUGGUGGCGUGCCCCCCCGGAGGAAAGAGCACACCCUGCGGGUCACCAUCCUUGACGUCAACGACAACCCGCCCGUCAUCGAUAGCCCCUUUGGCUACAAUGUGAGCGUGAGUGAGAACGUCGGUGGGGGCACGGCAGUGGUCCAGGUGCGCGCCACCGACCGGGAUGCCGGCCUCAACAGCGUCCUGUCCUACUACAUCACCCGCGGGAACGAGGAUCUCACCUUCCGCAUGGACCGAGUCACCGGCGAGAUCGCUACACGGCCCUCCCCACCAGACCGUGAGCGGCAGAGCUCCUACUGCCUGCUGGUCACUGUGGAGGACGAGGGCAACCCCUCACUGUCGGCCACCACCACGGUGUUCGUCACCAUCCUGGACGAGAAUGACAAUGCUCCAGUGUUCCAGCAGCAGCUGUACGAGGUGACGUUGGAUGAGGGCCCUGCCACUCUCAAUGCCACACUCGUCACCGUGCAGGCCCUGGACCGGGACGAAGGGCCCAAUGGCACGGUGACAUAUGCUAUCACUGAAGGCAACAUCUUGGGCACUUUCCACAUCAACAGCACCACGGGACAGAUCCGCACCCUGAAGGAGCUGGACUACGAGAUCAGCCACGGGCGCUACACCUUGGUGGUCACUGCCACUGACCAGUGCCCCAUCGCCUCGCGCCGGCUGACAUCAACCACCACGGUGCUGGUGAAUCUCAAUGACAUAAAUGACAACUGUCCCACCUUCCCACGGCCCUACGAAGGCCCCUUCGAUGUGACAGAGGGACAGCCUGGCCCCCGCAUCUGGACCUUCCUGGCCCACGAUGGGGACUCGGGGCCCGGUGGGCAGGUGGAGUACAGCAUCAUCGCUGGGGACCCUCUGGGGGAGUUUGUGAUCUCCCCAGUGGAGGGGGAGCUACGGGUGCGGAAGGAUGCUGAGCUGGACCGUGAGAACGUCCCCUUCUACAACCUCACUAUCUCCGCCCGGGACCGGGGUGUGCCCCCACUCAGCUCCACGAUGCUUGUGGGUGUACGUGUGCUGGACAUCAAUGACAACGACCCCGUGCUCCUCAACCUGCCAAUGAACAUCACCCUCAGUGAGCACGCCCCGGUCUCCAGCUUCGUCACACGCAUCCUCGCUCAGGACGCAGACCAGGGCCCGAAUGCCCUCCUUACCUUCGACAUAACUGCUGGCAACAAAGAGAGUGCCUUCUACAUCAACAGCACCACCGGCAUCAUCUACGUAAACCGCCCCUUGGACAGGGAGCGGGUGGCAGAGUACAGGCUGACCAUCACGGUGAAGGACAACCCUGAGAACAUCCGCAAUGCCAGGCGGGAUUUUGACCUGCUGGUCAUUUCCAUAGCGGAUGAAAACGACAACCACCCCCUCUUCACCCAGAGCUCCUACCAGGCCGAGGUGAUGGAGAACUCACCCCCGGGAACUCCAGUCACCAUUCUCAAUGGACCCAUCCUAGCUUUGGACGGUGACCAGGGCAGUAAUGCUAUGGUGACCUACCAGCUCUUGGCAACAUCCCUGGACCUCUUCAUUAUCAACAAUAGGACAGGUGUUGUUUCAGUGAAGCCUGGUAGUGUGAUAGACCGUGAAGCUUUGCUGGACCCACUGCUGGACUUCACGCUGGUGGCCGUUGACACUGGGGGGCUGAACAGCACCGCUAGUCUCACAGUGACCAUCCUGGAUGACAAUGACAACCGCCCUGUCUUCCAGCCAGUGUCCAUCACAGCUCGGCUGAGGGAAAACAGCCCCCCAGGCUUUUCCGUCCUCCAGGUGACAGCCACAGACGCAGACAGUGGCCUCAACAAGCAACUGGAUUACAGGAUCGAGGGCGGAGGCCAGGACAGGUUCCUGAUUGAUGCCACCACAGGGGUGAUCCGUGUGGCCAACCUCAGCAUUGACCGGGAGGAGCGGGAUGCCUAUCGGCUGACAGUAGUGGCCGUGGACCAGGGCACACCGGCUCUCUCAGGCACUGCCACCAUCAGCAUCCUCAUUGAUGAUGUCAAUGACUGCCGGCCUGAAUUCAUCAACCCCAUCCAGACAGUCAGCGUGCCUGAAUCAGCCAUCCCUGGAACCGUGGUGGCCGAGGUGACCGCCAUUGACCGGGACCUCCAUCCACGCCUGGAGUACUACCUGCUGGAGAUUGUGGCCCGUGAUGACACAGAUGCACUGGUGCCCGACCAGCAGGAAGCAUUCACGGUGGAUUUUAGGACAGGAGCUGUGAAGAUCAAAACCCCCCUCAACCGGGAACUUGUGGCCACCUACGAGGUCACCAUCUCCGUCCAUGACAAUGCCAGUGAAGUCAUUGACCGCUCAGUCAGCGUGCCCAAUGCCAAACUGACGGUUAACGUCUUGGAUGUCAAUGACAACACGCCACGCUUCCGUCCGUUCGGGGUCACCUAUUUCACCGAGCGGAUCCUGGAGGGAGCCACACAAGGCACCACACUCAUCUCCAUCUCAGCAGUGGAUCCAGACAAAGGGGCCAAUGGGCAGAUCACCUAUGAGCUGCUGGACCUGUCCCCAGAAGGCUAUGCCUGCCUAGAGGAUCAGUCGGCAGGGAAAGUCGUGGCCAACAGGACAGUGGACUACGAGGAGGUGCAGUGGCUGAACUUCACUGUCCGAGCUUCCGACAACGGCUCUCCCCGCAGAUCCGCCGAGAUCCCUGUGUACCUCCAGAUAGUGGACGUCAAUGACAACAACCCCAUCUUCAGCCAGCCGUCCUACCAGAAAGCUGUCUUUGAGGACGUGCCGUUGGGUACGGUCAUCCUGAGGGUCAAGGCCACAGAUGCGGAUUCUGGGCGCUUUGCUCUCAUCCAGUACAGCCUAAGGGAUGGAGAGGGCAAGUUUGGGAUAAAUCCCGAAACGGGUGACAUCUACAUCCUGUCAGCCCUGGACCGGGAGAAGAAGGACCACUACACGCUGACAGCUGUGGCUAGGGACAACCCUGGGGACAUCUCCAGUAACCGUCGGGAGAACUCUGUGCAGGUACUGAUCACCGUCCUGGACAUCAAUGACUUCAGACCGCAGUUUAGCAAGAGCCAGUUCAGCACCAGCGUCUACGAGAAUGAGCCAGCAGGUACAUCAGUGAUCACCAUGACCGCAACGGACCUGGAUGAGGGGGACAACGGUGUGGUGACCUAUAGCAUUGAGGGUCCUGGAGCAGAGGCCUUCAAAAUCAAUAAGGACUCUGGCCUUAUCACAUCCCGGCGGCGCUUGCAGUCCUAUGAGAGAUUCAACCUGACUGUGGUGGCCACAGACAAAGGUCGUCCCCCACUCUGGGGGACCACCAUGCUUCACAUCGAGGUCAUUGACAUCAACGACAACCGCCCUGUCUUUGUCCGCCCCCCCAAUGGCACCAUUCUGCACAUCAAGGAGGAGAUCCCUCUGCGCUCCAACGUCUACGAGGUCUAUGCCACUGACAAGGAUGAGGGUCUCAAUGGGGCAGUACUGUACAGCCUCCUGAAAACCGGGGCAGGGAACAAGGACUGGGAGUAUUUCAGCAUCGACGCUGUCAGUGGGCUGAUCCAGACGGCCAUGCGGUUGGACCGGGAGAAGCAAGCAGUGUACAAUCUGAUCAUUGUGGCCUCUGACCAGGGCCAGCCAACCUAUGAGACGAUGCAGCCCCUCCAGGUCGCGCUCGAUGACAUUGAUGACAAUGAGCCUAUCUUCCUCAGGCCACCUAGAGACAGCCCCCAGUACCAGGCACUCUACGUUCCUGAGCACUCGCAGCCUGGCACCGUGGUGGGCAAUGUCACUGGUGCAGUGGAUGCAGAUGAGGGCUCCAAUGCCAUCGUCUACUACUUCAUAGCAGCUGGGAACCAAGAGAGCAACUUCCAGUUGAGCCGGGAGGGGAAGCUCCAAGUCCUGCGCGACCUGGACCGCGAGAAGGAACCCUACUACUCCAUCAUCGUCAAAGCAUCCAGCCAGAGGAACUGGUCCCCACCCCGGGGCCAGCAUGCAGGCAGAGCACAGUCCUGGGACCUCAGCACAGAUCUGACUCUUCAGGAGGUGCGGAUCUUCUUGGAUGACAUCAAUGACCAGUCCCCCCAGUUCACCAAGUCGGAGUACACAGCGGGCGUGGCCACAGAUGCCAAGGUGGGAUCAGAGCUGAUCAAGGUCUUGGCUGUGGACGCUGAUGUGGGCAACAACAGCCUAGUCCUGUACAGCAUCCUGGGGAUCCGCUACAUCAAGCAGCACUCCAAUGAUUCUGAGGAGGUGGCCAACAUCUUCAGCAUUGGUACUCUUGAUGGCAUCCUAAGAACCUUUGAUCUCUUCACGGCCUAUAAUCCUGGCUACUUUGUGGUGGACAUCAUGGCCUCUGACCUGGUGGGCCACAAUGACACAGCCAUUGUGGGGAUCUACAUCCUGCGGGAUGACCAGAGAGUCAAAAUUAUCAUCAAUGAGAUCCCCGAUAAGGUCAGGCAGUUUGAGGAAGAGUUCAUCAGUCUGCUUUCCAACAUCACGGGUGCCAUCGUUAACACUGAUGAUGUGCAGUUCCAUGUGGACAAGAAAGGCCGGGUGAACUUCGCACAGACAGAGCUGCUGAUCCAUGUGGUGAACAGAGAGACCAACCGCAUCCUGGAUGUGGAGCGGGUGAUUCAGAUGAUUGAUGAGAACAAGGAGCAGCUGAGGAACCUCUUCAGGAACUAUAAUGUGCUGGAUGUACAGCCCGCCAUCACUGCCCGUGCCCCGGACGACCUCUCAGCUCUGCAGAUGGCGAUCAUCGUGCUGGCUGUCCUGCUCUUCCUGGCUGCCAUGCUCUUCAUCCUCAUGAACUGGUAUUACCGCACCGUGCACAAAAGGAAGCUGAAAGCCAUUGUGGCGGGCUCCACAGGCAAUAGAGGCUUCAUGGACAUCAUGGACAUGCCAAACACCAACAAGUACUCCUUUGACGGGGCCAACCCCGUGUGGCUCGACCCCUUCUGCCGGACCAUGGAACUGGCGGCACAAGCGGAGCAUGAAGAUGACCUUCCAGAGAACCUGAGCGAGAUCACUGACCUCUGGAACAGCCCAGCCAGGACCCAUGGCACCUUCGGCAGAGAGCCCUCAGCUGCCAAGCCUGAGGAUGACCGCUACCUGCGAGCCGCCAUCCAGGAGUACGACAACAUUGCCAAGCUGGGGCAGAUCAUGCGCGAGGGACCCAUCAAGGGAUCUCUCCUGAAGGUGGUCCUGGAUGAUUACAUGCGCUUGAAAAGGCUCUUUGCCCAGCGGAUGGUGCAUAAGGCCACCUCCAGUCAGGGGGACCGCUCCUCGGUCACAGAGCUCAUCCAGAAGGAUCUGGAGGAGGACGAGGAGCGCUGCCCCAGCCAGGGCAGCCUGCGCUUUCGGCACAAGCAGCCAGUAGAACUGAAAGGCCCUGAUGGCAUCCACGUGGUGCACGGCAGUACAGGUACGCUGCUGGCCUCUGACCUCAACAGCCUCCCUGAAGAUGACCAGAAGGUGCUGGGGCGCUCACUGGAGACUCUGACUGCCGACUGUGGGGCUUACGACCACAAUGCCCGCACCGAGUCAGCCAAAUCCACCCCCCUGCACAAGAUGCGGGAGGUGAUCAUGGAGAGCCCACUGGAGAUCACUGAGCUAUGACCAGCGGCAUCCACCCAG
Centrocercus urophasianus (Greater sage-grouse) is the source of this 10227-nucleotide messenger RNA. It is a transcript of the gene CDH23, whose product is annotated as cadherin related 23. Gene Ontology annotation, molecular function: calcium ion binding. Gene Ontology annotation, cellular component: plasma membrane; cell-cell junction. Lineage: Eukaryota; Metazoa; Chordata; Aves; Galliformes; Phasianidae. Bases 1 to 10209 code for a protein of 3402 amino acids. The record is from RefSeq and is a predicted model, not a curated record. Gene Ontology annotation, biological process: homophilic cell-cell adhesion. The transcript is spliced from 69 exons.